UCAACAAGCUGCUGUAUAAGUAUAUUUUUGUAGAAAUGUCUCGGGCUCACGCAGAAAGCGUGAUUAAAAACAUUAUCCGUGAGAUAGUGCAGGAGUGCGCGGCGAGGGGACACGCUGUGUCGGACACUUUGGUGGCGUUCAUGGUGAAAGCUGUUGUUUUGGACCCAAGAAAUGGGUUUAAUGUUGACCGAACUCUGACAAAACAGGAUAUCCAGAGACUUGAAGAGAUGUGUCUGGAUAAACUCAUGGAUAAGUGUAGCCCAUCCCUUGACACGAUCAAAAUGCAAGUGUAUUUUGACAUGAAUUAUACCUCCCGAUGUGAUUUUCUUGAGGAAAUCCAGCAGGUGGUGGAGUCGAGGCUGAGUCCAGUGAGCAGGGACAUCACUGACAGUCGGGUGAAAACACGUGAAGAACUGGAUUCUCUGUACCACAGAAUAGUCACUUAUAUUCUGCUUCGCUCCGGCAUGGGCUCACCUGCACACGUCCAUGCGAUGCAAGAGGCUGCAGCUGCUCUGCAGAGUGUCUUUCCUCCAACGGAACUGGGAGCCUUCAUGGUGCUCUUAAAGAAGGAGAAGGAGCAGCAACUCAGUGAAGUCACCAUGAUCGUAACAGGGAUACGACUCUUCAACAAAGCCUGCAAGAAGGGAGCACAGGAGACUGAACUCCAUGAAAUCAUGCCAGAAAUUCUUACUGAAGCUCUUCCAGUCGUCGGCAAAGGCAUCGAAAAGAAGCUGAGUGUGUCACAGAGUUUGGCGUGGAAAUAUACGGCUGUGCUGGAGAAGCUAACAGACCCUGACAAAGAACCUGGAGAACAUGACGUGCCCAUUGUUCUGCUCAGACAAGCUCUGUACAAUGUCAGGCAGCACGAAGUCUUCCUCAAGACAUUACUGGCUGAUAGUCAUCUUUGCACCAAGCAUGUUGAAUUCCUGCAGACGGAGCUGUCGACUCACAUGAAGCUGCUGAAAGAGAGAGUGAAGUCAAAGGCAGCUGUUCCCACUACACAGGUCUUUCCACUGUUCAAAGCCCUGUCAAAGGUGUGGACUGGACUUCAGGAUGAGGCUGAGCUGCUGAACAUCCUCAGUAACAUUACACACAACCUGCAGCUCUUCCUGGCCUCUCAGGCUGAGAUCUUCUCUGAGGCGUAUUUGGAUGACCUGCUGGGGGCGACUGAUGUGAAGACAGAUGCGCAGAGAAUGACUGAGUCUUCAGAUGAGCGUAUUGUUCCAGCGGACAUGAAGACACAGGAAUGGCUCCUGCCUGAAACAACAGAUAGUUUUAAUGAUCUGUUGCUGCAGUAUAAUGGCGUGUGUGGUUACACACUUGUGAAUAGAGAUGGGCUUCUGCUUCCAGGUAAUCCACACAUUGGAGUCUUGAAACACAAAGAAAAGCACUAUGUUUUUAGCUCCAAAGAAGCUGCCUUAAAAUUUGCCUCCUGUCCAGAUGACUUCAUAACAGAGGUUGCAGAAAAAGCCAAGCUCUCCCCUGAACUCAUUCAGCUGCUCAAACUCCAUCAACAGGUCUCCCGUGUCACUCCAUACACUGAGUUGGAGCAAAAAGCAGGAGAGAGUUUAUUGGUGAAAUCCAUGACAAAGUGUGAGAUCAGCACACAGACUGACAUCCACCCAGUGGAGAGAAACAUCGUCCAGUCAUACGAGUGGAACGAGUGGGAGCUGCGACGAAAAGCUAUCAAACUGGCUGAUAUUCGGACAAAAGUGACGCACUCAGCACAGACUGAUCUGAGCCACAUGCGGCGGGAAAACGCCACUCAGACGUGGCCGCCCAAAGACGCCGCCUGUCAAAGCAAGAGAGAUGGAGCGAGCAACGUGCCCAAACCUCAGGUCUACCUGGCAGGUCUGAGGGGACAAAGAGACGGACGAGUGUUCAAGACAAAUCUGACUAGAUCAGUGGAUGAUUAAUCAAGUUGUGAAAACAAAACAGGUUCCAUGGUGUAAUGGUCAGCACUCUGGACUCUGAAUCCAGCAAUCCGAGUUCAAGUCUCGGUGGAACCUGAGUUUUAAGCAGCAGGAGGUCACACUAAAAGAAAUGAUGAGUGAGGAAAGAACUCUGAGUCGUUAAAACACAUAAAUGAGAUUCAUGUCCAAAACCACAGAAAUUACAUUUCAACCAUUACUAAUUCUCUUAAUGUACAGGUGCAUCUUAAAAAAUUAGAAUACCGUGGAAAAGUUCCUUUAUUUCAACUCAAAUAGUGAAAUAGUGAAUUUUGGGUUGUUGUUAAAUGUGACCCAAAAUCAUCACAAUUAAAAGAACUAAAGACUUAAACUACUUCAGUUUGUGUGUAUAGAAUUUAUAAAAUACAGGGUUUCAAUAUUUGAGUUGAAUUACUGAAAUAAAUGAUCUUUUCCACAAUAUUCUAAUUUAUUGAGAUGCACCUGUAUAUUAAUAUAUUGUAAAUCAGUCCAAAUAAUGAUGUCCAUGUCUUUAUCUACUAAAUAUGCCUGUGUGACAUAUAUGAGUAUCUCCACAAUGAAUUACAGUUUUUCUGUGUAUAGGUUCCAUGGUGUAAUGGUCAGCACUCUGGACUUUGAAUCCAGUGAUCCGAGUUCAAGUCUCGGUGGAACCUGAGCUUUAAACUGUAGCUCUCCAAAUGUAGUUGAUACCACAUUAAUAGAAUUUAAGAUUGUCCCUAGAUUAAUGUUAAAAAGCUGCAUUGUCUAGAAAAUCUGCUCUGAAUAAUUGGAACAAGUUACUGAGAUUCAGUGUUUGUCACCAACCAUUGUCUAUACAAAAAUUACAGCUCAACAAUUUCUAGGGCACGUUCUCUUUAUAUUGUAGAUCUGCUCGAUGUAUAGGUAGUAUUGUAUGGUGGUUCCAUGGUGUAAUGGUCAGCACUCUGGACUUUGAAUCCAGUGAUCCGAGUUCAAGUCUCGGUGGAACCUGAGCUUUAAACUGUAGCUCUUCAAAUGUAAUUGAUACCACAUUAAAAGAAUUUAAGAUUGUCCCUAGAUAAAUGUUAAAAAGCUGAAUUGUCUAGUAAACCUGCUCUGAAUAAUUGGAACAAGUUACUGAGAUUCAGUGUUUGUCACCAACCAUUGUCUAUACAAAAAUUACAGCUCAACAAUUUCUAGGGCACGUUCUCUUUAUAUUGUAGAUCUGCUCGAUGUAUAGGUAGUAUUGUAUGGUGGUUCCAUGGUGUAAUGGUCAGCACUCUGGACUUUGAAUCCAGUGAUCCGAGUUCAAGUCUCGGUGGAACCUGAGUUUUAAACUGUAGCGCUCCAAAUAUAGACCAGACCAGAUUAAUUUAGAUUAUCCUUGGAUGUUAAAAAGAUGUGUUAUGCAGAAAAUCCACUGUAAGUAAUCAAGAAGUUAAUGUGACUCAGGGUUUGUCACUCUUCCCCAAUAAUGUUCUAUAAAACCCACAGAAAUUACAGCUCAAAAAUUUCUACAGUUAAUGGUUGAAUUGUAAUUUCUGUGAUUUCUUACACAAAAUGUAAGAAUCAAAAUGUAUCUACAUCAAAAUAGCAAAGAAAAUAAAAUAAAGAAAUGUAGAAAUAAGUAAAAUAGAAACUUAUCUUCAACUUUUGUUGAUAGUUACUAUAAACAAAUGAAUGCAUUAUCUGUGUACUUUACGAAUUAAAAUCUCUGAUGAAUGAUUUAUAACUCUAUAUUUAUUUAUUUAUUGAACUUUGUUUUGUCACUUAUAACCAACCAUGAUAUAGACAAAAUUACAGUUGAACAAUAUCUAGGGCAUGCUCUCCGUAUAUAGUUUCGUUUAGUUUAUUUUCAUAUACAUUAAAAGUACAGUCAGUACAAUGAAAUGCAUUUUUCCAGACAGACACCUUCUCAUCCCAUCACAAAAAGAAAAUAGUCAAUAAAAUAUAAGUAAAAAUUCAAUAAAUAAUCAAUAAAUAAAUACAGAGUGAAUAGGAGCAUCAUGUGCUACUGUUUAGCAGUCUGAUGGCCUGUGGGUAAAAGCUGUCCCUCAGGCGAGGAAGAGAUCUGCUCUCCGUAUAGUUAGGAUCGCAUGUUGGUUCCAAAGCAAAGCACACAUAUCUAUUAAUGAUUUAAUGAUAGUCACUUUACGUCACUAUAUUCAAAGAACAGUGCUGACCAUUACACCACAGAACCACAACUUUAACUUCUUUGCUUUUUCACAGCCAUCCAAGGAUAAUCUGAAUUAUUCUGGUCCAGUGUCAACUGUAUUUGGAGAGCUGCAGUUUAAAACUCAGGUUCCACCGAGACUUGAACUCGGAUCACUGGAUUCAAAGUCCAGAGUGCUGACCAUUACACCAUGGAACCAAUAUACCAAUGCACUGAUGAAAUUCAUUGAGGAGAUGUCAGUAUGUCACACAGGCAUAUUUAGUAGAUAAACACAUGAAAGAUAUACAUUAGAAUUAGAAUUAGAGUAGAAUGAUUCUAUUUCAUUGAGGUCUGUGAUCUGAUUUUAGAUAUUUAACUGAGAGCAGAGAUGUUGUGAAAUACUAAAACCUUAAUGUGUGGUUGAACCUGGAACCUAUAAGUUUAUCAAUACCAUAAAAUAGGCAUUGAUUGUGACGAAAACCAUAGGUCAUAGGUCAGAAAUGGGGCUGAAACAUAUGCUUCUAAGAGACACUGUGGCAAUAUAUUCAAAACAUGUUAUUAUUUAACUAGAUUUGUAGCUGUAUUGAGUAGAAUAACAAUAACACAAAUGUCAAAAGCCAUUAUUUCUUUACCAGUUUGGAAUUACAUAAUUACAGUGAUGCAUGCAGUUACAGCUUUUCACCAGCAGGUGCUGAUACACAACCAAAAAUUAAUCUCGGUUAUGGUUCUCAGGCUCAAUUGAUUAUCAUCUCUGUGUUAUUUAAAUAAAAACGAAAAACGAUCAAGUCGGUUAAAAAUAAGUUAAAUAUUCACAUCUUCGUGAUGAUGACAUCAUUUUAUUUUUAAAAAGAACAUUUCAAAUUUGAGAGAAAUUAGAAAAUGGUUAUUGUCUUUUUAAUAUUCCUGUCUUUUAUAAAAAUGGUAAAAUAAUAAA
This is a messenger RNA of Solea senegalensis (Senegalese sole), 4972 nucleotides long. RefSeq names its product cilia and flagella associated protein 206 (gene cfap206). Lineage: Eukaryota; Metazoa; Chordata; Actinopteri; Pleuronectiformes; Soleidae. The record is from RefSeq and is a predicted model, not a curated record. The transcript has 13 exons. The coding region runs from base 36 to 1916 and encodes 626 amino acids. Gene Ontology annotation, cellular component: axoneme; ciliary basal body. Gene Ontology annotation, biological process: sperm axoneme assembly; regulation of flagellated sperm motility; regulation of cilium beat frequency.